Molecule: messenger RNA, 11610 nt
Organism: Cygnus olor (mute swan)
Lineage: Eukaryota; Metazoa; Chordata; Aves; Anseriformes; Anatidae
Gene: CELSR3
Product: cadherin EGF LAG seven-pass G-type receptor 3
Exons: 51
Biological process (GO): transmembrane transport; cell surface receptor signaling pathway; G protein-coupled receptor signaling pathway
Cellular component (GO): plasma membrane
Molecular function (GO): calcium ion binding; G protein-coupled receptor activity
Source: RefSeq, a predicted model, not a curated record
GGGCCCCGCCGCCGGUCCCCGCAGCGCUGCCCGCCCCGCAGCGCCCCGCCGCCGCCGCCGGCAUCGCGGGGGAGGCGAUCGGCCCCCAACCGGCACCCGCUGUUCCCGCAGUACAACUACCAGGCGGAGGUGGCCGAGAACCAGCCGGCGGGGACGGCGGUGGUGGCGGUGGCGGCGCAGGACCCCGACGGGGGCGAGGCGGGGCGGCUGGUGUACUCCAUGGACGCCCUGAUGAACAGCCGGUCGCGGGAGCUCUUCAGCAUCGACCCGCGGGCCGGGCUCAUCACCACCACCCAGGCCCUCGACCGGGAGAGCAUGGAGCUGCACUACUUCCGAGUGACGGCCGCCGACCACGGGGCGCCCCGGCUGUCCGCCACCACCAUGGUGGCCAUCGCCGUGGCUGACCGCAACGACCACGACCCGGUCUUCGAGCAGGGCGAGUACCGGGAGACCAUCCGGGAGAACGUGGAGGAAGGCUACCCCAUCCUGCAGCUGCGGGCCACCGACGUCGACUCGCCGCCCAACGCCAACAUCCGCUACCGCUUUGUCAACGAGCGGGCCACCCACGCCGUCUUCGAGAUCGAUCCCCGCUCCGGCCUCAUCACCACCAGCGGGCCGGUGGACAGGGAGAAGAUGGAGAGGUACUCCCUGGUGGUGGAGGCCAACGACCAGGGGAGGGAGCCGGGGCCUCGCUCCGCCACCGUCAAGGUCUACAUCACGGUGCUGGACGAGAAUGACAACACCCCACAGUUCAGCGAGAAGCGCUACAUCGUCCAGGUGAGGGAGGACAUACGGCCCCACACGGAAAUCCUGCGCGUCACCGCCACGGACUUGGACAAGGACAACAACGCACUCGUUCACUACAAUAUCAUCAGCGGGAACAGCCGGGGCCAGUUCUCCAUCGACAGCGUCACUGGGGAGAUACAGGUGGUGGCCCCACUGGAUUUCGAGGUGGAGCGGGAGUACGCCCUGAGGAUCCGGGCGCAGGACGCAGGGCGCCCUCCCCUCUCCAACAACACCGGCAUGGCCAGCAUCCAAGUGGUGGACAUCAACGACCAUGCCCCCAUCUUUGUCAGCACCCCCUUCCAAAUCUCCGUCCUGGAGAACGCUCCCCUCGGCCACUCCGUCAUCCACAUCCAGGCCGUGGACGCGGACUACGGCGAGAAUGCGCGCCUGGAGUACAAACUGACGGGGGUCUCGGCCGACACGCCCUUCGUGGUGAACAGUGCCACAGGGUGGAUCACAGUCAGUGGGCCCUUGGACCGGGAGUUGGUAGAGCACUAUUUCUUUGGGGUAGAGGCUCGGGAUCACGGCUCCCCGUCUUUGUCUGCGUCUGCCAGUGUCACCAUCACGGUCAUGGAUGUCAACGACAACCGCCCCGAGUUCACCCAGAAAGAGUACUUUAUCCGCCUGAACGAGGAUGCGGCUGUGGGGACCAGCGUCCUCAGUGUCACAGCAAUUGAUCGGGACGUGAACAGCGCCAUCACCUACCAGAUCACGGGAGGCAACACGCGGAACCGCUUCUCCAUCAGCACGCAGGGUGGGGUGGGGAUCAUCACUCUGUCCCUGCCGCUGGACUACAAGCAGGAGAGGCGCUACGUGCUCACCGUGACGGCCUCCGACCGCACCCUGCGUGACAACUGCCAUGUUCACAUCAACAUCACCGAUGCCAACACGCACCGGCCCGUCUUCCAGAGCGCCCACUACUCUGUGAGCAUCAACGAGGACCGUCCUGUUGGCAGCACUGUGGUGGUGAUCAGUGCCACGGACGAUGACGUGGGGGAAAACGCCCGCAUCACAUACUACCUAGAAGACAAUGUCCCUCAGUUUCGCAUCGAUCCAGACUCCGGGGCCAUCACUCUCCAGGCAGAACUGGACUACGAGGACCAGGUCACCUACACGUUGGCUAUUACUGCCAAGGACAAUGGGAUCCCUCAGAAAGCAGAUACCACCUAUGUUGAAAUCAUGGUGAAUGACGUUAAUGACAAUGCGCCCCAGUUCGUCAGCACUCAUUACCAGGGCAUGAUCUCUGAGGACGCACCUCCCUUCACCAGUGUGCUCCAGAUCUCUGCCACUGACCGGGAUGCCCACACCAACGGGCGAGUGCAGUACACCUUCCAGAACGGGGAUGACGGGGAUGGAGACUUCACCAUAGAGCCCACUUCAGGCAUCAUUCGCACCGUCCGCAGGCUGGACCGCGAGAACGUCCCUGUCUAUGAGUUGACUGCGUACGCUGUGGACAGGGGCAUCCCUCCUCAGCGAACUCCUGUCCAUAUCCAGGUUACCAUUCAGGACGUGAAUGACAAUGCCCCUGUCUUUCCAGCCGAAGAGUUUGAGGUCUUGGUAAAGGAGAACAGCAUCGUAGGCUCUGUCGUGGCCCAGAUCACAGCCAUCGACCCAGAUGAGGGACCCAAUGCCCAAAUCAUGUACCAAGUUGUGGAAGGCAACAUCCCCGAGAUAUUCCAGAUGGACAUCUUUUCUGGGGAGCUCACAGCCUUGAUAGAUCUGGAUUAUGAGACAAAACCAGAGUAUGUGAUUGUAGUACAAGCCACCUCUGCCCCUUUGGUCAGCAGAGCCACGGUCCACAUCAAACUCAUUGACCAGAACGACAACAGCCCUGUUCUCAAGAACUUCCAGAUCCUGUUCAAUAACUAUGUGUCCAAUAAGUCCAACACCUUCCCCUCAGGGGUCAUAGGGAAGGUCCCAGCAUAUGACCCCGACGUGUCCGACCGCCUCUUCUACACCUUUGAACGGGGAAAUGAACUGCACUUGUUGAUUGUAAAUCAGUCGAGCGGGGAGCUGAGGCUGAGCCGCAAGCUGGACAACAACCGUCCACUCGUGGCCUCCAUGCUGGUGACCGUCACAGAUGGCAUCCACAGCGUGACGGCCCAGUGCGUCCUGCGGGUGAUCAUCAUCACGGAGGACAUGCUGGCCAACAGCAUCACGGUGCGGCUGGAGAACAUGUGGCAGGAGCGCUUCCUCUCCCCGCUGCUGGCCACCUUCCUGGAAGGGGUGGCCACCGUGCUCGCGACGCCCAAGGAGGACGUCUUCAUCUUCAACAUCCAGAACGACACGGACGUGGGCGGCACGGUGCUCAACGUCAGCUUCUCGGCGCUGGCGCCGCGGGGCGGGCACUACUUCAGCUCGGAGGAGCUGCAGGAGCAGCUCUACAUGAAGCGCAUGGCGCUGACGGGCGCCUCCAUGCUGGAGGUGCUGCCCUUCGACGACAACGUCUGCCUGCGGGAGCCCUGCCAGAACUACAUGAAGUGCAUCUCCGUCCUCAAGUUCGACAGCUCGGCCCCCUUCAUCGCCUCCCCGUCCACCCUCUUCCGCCCCAUCCACCCCAUCACCGGCCUGCGGUGCCGCUGCCCGCAGGGCUUCACCGGUGACUACUGCGAGACGGAGAUCAACCUCUGCUACUCCAACCCCUGCCUCAACGGCGGCACCUGCACCCGCAGGGAAGGGGGCUACACCUGCCUUUGCCGCCAGCACUUCAGCGGCGAGAACUGCGAGGUGGACAGCCGUUCGGGGCGCUGCCAGCCCGGCGUGUGCCGCAACGGGGGCACCUGCACCAACGGCGCCGACGGCGGCUUCCGCUGCCAGUGCCCGGCGGGCGGCUUCGAGGCGCCCUUCUGCGAGGUGUCCGCACGCUCCUUCCCGCCCCGCUCCUUCGUCAUGUUCCGGGGCCUGCGCCAGCGCUUCCACCUCACCCUCGCCCUCUCGUUCAGCACGGUGGAGCCCAGCGGCCUCCUGCUCUACAACGGGCGCCUGAACGAGCGGCACGACUUCCUGGCGGUGGAGAUCAUCCAGGGGCAGGUGCAGCUGAAAUACUCCACAGGGGAGUCCAGCACGGUGGUGAGCCCCUACCUGCCUGGGGGCGUGAGCGAUGGGCAGUGGCACACGCUGCAGCUCCGCUACUACAACAAGCCCAAGGUCAGCGCCCUGGGGGUGGUGCAGGGCCCCUCCAAGGACAAGGUGGCCAUACUGACAGUGGACGAAUGCGACGCCUCGGUGGCCCUGCAGUUCGGCAGCGAGAUCGGGAACUACUCCUGUGCCGCCGAGGGAGUGCAGACCAGCUCCAAAAAGUCCCUGGACCUCACAGGUCCCUUGCUCCUCGGAGGGGUCCCCAACCUGCCGGAGAACUUCCCCGUCACUCACCGGGACUUUGUGGGGUGCAUGAGAGACCUGUACAUAGACAGCAAACGCAUCGACCUGGCCUCCUACAUCGCCAACAACGGGACCACUACAGGCUGCCACGCCAAGCACACCUUCUGCGACUCCAACCCCUGCAAGAACGGCGGCACCUGCUCGGUCAGCUGGGGGACCUACUCCUGCCUCUGUCCUGUGGGCUUCGGGGGCAAAGACUGCCGCCACACCAUGCACCAUGCCCACUAUUUCCAGGGCAACAGUGUCCUGACCUGGGACUUCAAGACGGACGUGAAGAUCUCAGUGCCGUGGUACCUGGGGCUGGCGUUUCGGACGCGCCAGCCCGACGGGGUGCUCCUGCAGGCACACGCCGGCCAGUACACCACCCUGCUCUGCCAGCUGGCGGGGGGCCUGCUCUCCUUCGUGGUGAGCAGGGGCUCGGGGCGCAGCACCAGCCUGGUGCUGGACCAGCUGCAGCUCAGCGACGGGCGAUGGCACGACCUCCAGCUGGAGCUGCGGGAUGUCCGCAGCGGGCGAGACUCGCGCUACGUCAUCACCCUCACCCUGGACUUUGGGCUCUACCAGGAUACGGUGGUUGUCGGGAAUGAGCUGCAUGGCCUGAAGGUGAAACAUCUGCACGUGGGGGGAGUCCUGGGCUCUGGCGAGGUGCAGAACGGGCUGAGGGGCUGCAUACAGGGUGUGCGACUGGGUGACAGCGUCACCGGGACCGUGCUGCCCAAGCCCAGCCAUGCCCUGAGGGUGGAGGCUGGCUGCAGCGUGCCGAGCCCCUGCGACUCCAGCCCCUGCCCAGCCAACAGCGUCUGCAAGGACGAGUGGCAGAGCUACUCGUGCGUGUGCCUGCCAGGGUACUAUGGAGGGGACUGCGUGGAUGCCUGUCACCUCAACCCCUGCAAGAACAAGUCCGUCUGUCGCCGCAAGCCGGGCUCGCCCCUGGGCUACGUGUGCGAGUGUGCAGGGAACUUUUUUGGGCAGUACUGCGAGCACAGGAUGGACCAGCAGUGUCCGAAGGGCUGGUGGGGGAACCCCAGCUGCGGGCCGUGUAACUGCGAUGUGAACAAGGGCUUCGAUCCUGACUGCAACAAAACCAACGGGCAGUGUCACUGCAAGGACUUCCACUACCGCCCGAAAGGCAGCGACACCUGCCUGCCUUGCGACUGCUACCCCGUGGGCUCCUCCUCGCGCUCCUGCGACAAGGAGACCGGCCGCUGCCACUGCAGGCCCGGGGUCAUCGGCCGCCAGUGCAACAGCUGUGACAGCCCCUUCGCCGAGGUGACACCCAGCGGCUGCGAGGUGCUCUACGACGGAUGCCCCAAAAGCCUGAAAGCAGGCGUGUGGUGGCCCCAGACCAAGUUUGGCUUGUCGGCUGUGGUGCUGUGCCCCAAAGGCUCCUUGGGCGCAGCCGUCAGACACUGUGACGAGGAGAAGGGCUGGCUGGAGCCAGAUCUCUUCAACUGCACUUCGCCUGCCUUCAAGGAGCUCUCCGUCCUGCUGGAGGGCUUGGAGAGGAACGAGACUGAGCUCAACACAAUUGAAGCCAAGAAGCUGGCCCACCGGCUGCGGGCGGUGACGGACCAAAUGGAGCACUACUUCGGCAACGACGUGCACAUCACCUACCGCCUGCUGUCUCGCCUGAUGGCCUUUGAGAGCCGGCAGCGCGGCUUUGGGCUGACAGCCACGCAGGAUGCCCACUUCAACGAGAACCUGCUGCGCGCGGGCAGCUCCGUGCUGGCGCCCGAGAACCGGGAGCACUGGGCCAUGCUGCCGCACAGCGAGCACGGCAGCGCCAGCCUGAUGGAGCAGCUGCGGGACUACUCGGGCACGCUGGCCAGCAACAUGAAGCUCACCUACCUCAACCCUGUCGGCGUCGUCACCCCCAACAUCAUGCUCAGCAUCGACCGCAUGGAGAACCACUCGCACAUCCGCCGGCGCUACCCGCGCUACCACAGCAGCCUCUUCCGCGGCCAGCCCGCCUGGGACCCCCACACCCACGUCGUGCUGCCGCUGUCGGUGCUGAGCCCCCCGAAAGCUGAAGCUGCCCCCACCGCAGUGCCUACGCUUGGUGGGGGCGAAGGGAACUACACCGUGGAGAGCUCCUCCCCGAGGCAGGCGCUGCCGGAGCCCGAGCCCUCCCUCACUGUCAUCAUCCUCAUCAUGUACCGCACCCUGGGGGGGCUGCUCCCCCCGCGCUACCAGGUGGAUCGCCGCAGCGUCAGGCUCCCCAAGAAUCCCGUGAUGAACUCCCCCAUCGUGAGCGUGUCUGUGUUCAGCAAUCACACCUUCCUGCGGGGGCCCCUGGACACCCCUCUUGUACUGGAGUUUCGCCUGCUGGAGACGGCCAACAGGAGCAAGCCUCUCUGCGUCCAGUGGAACCACUCCAGCCCGACCAACCCGUCGGGCUUCUGGACAGCCAGAGACUGUGAGCUCGUGUACCGAAACACCACGCAUGUCCAUUGCCAGUGCUCCCAGUUUGGCACCUUUGGGGUUCUGAUGGACAGCUCGCACCGAGAGCAACUGGAAGGUGACCUGGAGACGCUGGCAAUUGUCACCUACUCCUUGGUGUCCCUCUCCCUGGUGGCCCUGCUGCUCACCUUCUCCUUCCUGACCUGCCUCAAAGGCCUCAAGUCCAACACGCGUGGCAUCCACUCCAACAUAUCAGUCACCCUCUUUUUCUCUGAGCUGCUCUUCCUCCUGGGCAUCAACCGCACCGAGAACCAGUUUCUCUGCACUGUGAUUGCCAUCCUCCUCCACUGCUUCUUUCUCUCUACCUUCGCCUGGCUCUUCGUUCAGGGCCUCCACAUCUACCGCAUGCAGACCGAAGCCCGCAACGUCAACUUCGGGGCCAUGCGUUUCUACUACGCCAUCGGCUGGGGGGUGCCCGCCAUCAUCACCGGGCUGGCUGUUGGCCUGGAUCCUGAGGGCUACGGGAACCCUGACUUCUGCUGGAUUUCCAUUCAUGAUAAGCUGGUCUGGAGCUUUGCAGGCCCCAUUACUGUCGUCGUUGUGAUGAAUGGGGUGAUGUUCCUGCUUGUGGCCAAGAUGUCCUGUUCCCCAGGCCAAAAGGAGACCAAGAAGAAAUCGGUUCUCAUGACGUUACGGAGCUCCUUUGUUCUGCUUCUAGUUAUUAGCACUACCUGGCUCUUUGGCCUCUUGGCUGUCAACAACAGUGUCCUGGCUUUCCACUACCUCUACACUGUCCUCUGCAGCCUCCAGGGCCUGGCUGUGCUGGUCCUCUUCUGCGUGCUGAACGAGGAGGUGCAGGAGGCCUGGAAGCUGGCCUGUCUCGGCAAGAAGGGGCAGAGCGAGGAGGCUGCUCGGAGCACGCAGGGCCCCAACGCCUACAACAACACGGCGCUGUUUGAGGAGAGCGGCCUCAUCCGCAUCACCCUGGGGGCCUCCACCAUCUCGUCGGUGAGCAGCGUGCGCUCUGCCCGCACCCACUCCAGCCAGCGGGGGUACCUCAGAGACAACAUGACGGCACGUCAGGGCUCGGCCCUGGAUCACAGCCUGCUGGGUCACGCCGGCCCCACGGACAUCGACGUGGCCAUGUUCCACCGUGAUGCUGGGGGAGACCAGGACUCGGAUUCGGACAGCGACCUGUCUCUGGACGAGGAGCGCAGCCUCUCCAUCCCGUCCUCGGAGAGCGAGGAGAACGUGCGCCUGCGGGGCCGCUUCCAGCGCCAGUUCAAGCGAGCGGCGCACAGCGAGCGCCUCCUCACCAACCCCACCAACACCACCCCCAAAGACGUGGAUGGCAACGACCUGAUGUCGUACUGGCCGGCGCUGGGCGAGUGCGAGGUUCACCCCUGCUCCCUGCAGAAGUGGGGCUCCGAGAGGAAGCUGGGGUUCGACGUCAACAAAGAUGCGGCCAACAAUAACCAGCCGGACCUGGCCCUGACCAGCGGGGAUGAGAACUCCCUCACCCAGACCCAGCGGCAAAGAAAAGGGAUUUUGAAGAACCGCCUCCAGUACCCUCCAGCUAUCCAAGGCUUGCCGUCCGUGGGCAGGAUGACCAACGAACUGUCCUGGUACAAGACCUCCACGCUGGGUCACAGGGCUGUGCCCGCUGCCUCCUACGGCAGGAUCUACUCCGGGGCGGGCAGUCUGUCGCAGCCGGCCAGCCGGUACUCGUCGCGGGAGCAGCUCGACAUGUUGAUGAGGAGACAGAUGUCCCGGGAGCAGCUGAGCAGGAACAACUCGGGGGAGUGCUUGGAGACUGUGCCCAGCCGACACGGGUCCAGGGAGGAGCUGGACACUAUCCCCAGCAGGCAUGGGUCUACCGAACAUCUAGAAAAUAUCCCGAGCAGACAUGGGUCGAGAGAAAACUUGGAUCUGUUUGCUCCUCGGCCCAGUCAGAGAGAUCACGGGAACACGCUGCCCCGGAGGCAGGGCUCCAGAGACCACCUUGAAACUUUACCCUGCAGAUUUGGGUCAAGAGAGCAGCUAGACUGUGGGCUGGUAAGAGAGGUCUCGAGAGAGUGGCUAAACACAUUGCCAAGUAGGCAAGUGUCCAGAGACCGAAUAGAUACAUUGCCAAGUCGAGAUACUUCUCGAGAACAAUUGGAUUUGCUUUCUAGAAGACAGCCUUCAAGGGACCAGCUAGCAUCGGCUAGACAAACUUCAAGAGAGCAGCUGGACUUUCUCUCCAGAAGAUCUAAUUCCAGAGAGCCUCUGGGUACGGUGCCCAGCAGGCAGCCCUCACAGGAGAAUCUGGGGAGUCUCUCUAGGAGACAGCUGUCUAGGGAAAGCCUAGAGCCGCUGUCUAGGAGGCAGCCUUCCAGAGAGAACCUGGAUGCCAUCCCCAGCCGCCAUCCUUCCACUGAACAGUUAGAUAUUCUUUCUUCCAUUCUUGCUUCUUUUAACACCUCCGUCCUGUCCUCGGUGCAAUCUUCCAGCACGCCUUCGGGCCCCCAGACCACCGCCACCCCCUCUGCUGUGCAGACCUCCUCGCCGCCCUCCGCAAUGUGCCCCUCGACGCCUUGCUCCACCACCUCCCACAGCAUUUCGGAGCUGUCACCAGAUUCAGAAUGCUCAGCCUCCACCGCCAAGUCCCUGCUCUACCGCUUCUUGCCUGUCCUGCGCUGGCUGCCCCGGUACCCGGUGAAGGACUGGCUGCUGGGGGACAUCACCUCGGGCUUCAGUGUGGGCAUCAUGCACCUGCCCCAGGGGCUCGCCUACGCGCUGCUGGCCGGGCUGCCACCUGUCACUGGCCUCUAUUCCUCCUUCUACCCCGUCUUCCUCUACUUCUUCUUCGGGACAUCCAGGCACAACUCUGUGGGCCCCUUUGCUGUCAUCUCCGUCAUGAUCGGCAGCGUGACAGAAUCCCUGCUGCCCAGCGAGAAAUUCUUUGUGUCUGUCAACGGCAGCAACACCACGAUAGUUGAUGAGGUGAAGCGGGACGCAGCCAGGGUGGAACUGGUGGCCACGAUCACCAUUCUGUCAGGCGUCUUCCAGGUGGCCCUGGGGCUCCUGCAGUUUGGCUUCGUGGUUACCUACCUCUCGGACCCGCUGGUGCGCGGCUACACCACCGCCGCCUCUGUGCACGUCCUCAUCUCCCAGCUCAAGAAUGUUUUUGGGGUCUCCGUGGGCGAGUACUCGGGGCCGCUCUCUCUGUUCAAGGAGUCUGCUUUUGCUUCUGAGCCUGUUCUCUCCUGCAUCUUCCAGACCUUCAUCGAGAUCUGCCGGAAGCUGCCGCAGACCAACGUGGGCACCCUGGUGACAGCCAUCAUCGCCAUGGUGGCCAUCUUCAUCGUGAAGGAGCUCAACCACAAGUUCGCCUCCAAGCUCCCCAUGCCCAUCCCCAUCGAGCUCAUCACGAUCAUCAUCUCCACCGGCAUCUCCUACGGCGUCAACCUGAAAGCCAAGUUCGGCAUCUCCGUGGUGGGCGACAUCCCCAGCGGGUUGAAGCCUCCUGUGGUCCCUAAGACCACCUACUUUGGGCAGGUAGUGGGCAACGCCUUUGCCAUCGCCAUAGUGGGUUACGCCAUCUGCAUCUCCCUGGGUAAGAUUUUUGCCCUGAAGCAUGGCUACAAAGUGGACAGCAACCAGGAGCUGAUCGCUCUGGGCCUCUGCAACUUCCUGGGGGGCUUCUUCCAGUGCUUCGCCAUCAGCUGCUCCAUGUCGCGGAGCCUGGUGCAGGAGAGCACGGGGGGCAACAGCCAGGUGGCUGGUGUCAUCUCAUCCCUGGUCAUCCUGGUGACCAUCCUGAAGAUCGGAGAGCUCUUCCGGGACCUCCCCAAGGCUAUCUUGGCUGCCAUCAUCAUCGUCAACCUCAAGGGCAUGUUCAAGCAGUUCACAGACUUCCACACGCUCUGGAAGUCCAACCGUGUGGACCUGAUGAUCUGGAUCGUGACGUUUGUGGCCACCCUCUUGUUGAACCUGGACAUUGGCCUGGGGGCCUCGGUGGCCUUCGCGCUGCUCACCGUCAUCUUCCGGACCCAGCUCCCUCACUACUCCCUUCUGGGACGCGUUCCCGACACCGAAGUCUACAAGGAUGUGGCUGAAUACCAGAAGGCACAGGAGGUCCCUGGCGUGAAGAUCUUCCGCUCCUCCUCCACACUCUAUUUUGCCAAUGUGGAGAUGUAUGCUGAGGCGUUGAAGAAGAAGGUAGGAGAAGCAGCCUGCUCCCUGGGCACAACCCCAAUAUCCCUGCAGCCCUGCCAGGGGGAUGUAGUCCUGGGCGUCAGGGACAGUUUGGCAGCAGUGCGGGUACUGGGGCCAUGGUGCUGUAUGGUUUCGCAGAGCGGCAUCAACGUGGAUCGCCUGAUCGAGAAGAAGAAGAAGGUGCUCAGGAAACUGAAGAAACAGCAGAAGAAAGCAGAGAAGGAGAAGGCAAAGAGGAAAAAGGCCACAGAGGCUGAGUGCAACGGGCCAGGUGUUGCGGUGAUCGAGCUGAGCGGGGAGGAGAGCAGCGCGCCUGCUGAGCCCACCCUGCACUCCCUGGGGCUGCCCCAGCCCGACUUCCAUGCUGUCAUCCUGGACUUCAGCUCCCUCAAUUUCGUGGACACCGUCUCCAUCAAGAUCGUGAAGAAUAUCUUCAGGGAUUUCCGUGAAAUAGAAGUGGACGUUUUUGUUGCCAGCUGCCCGGCAUCUGUCCUUGCCCAGCUGGAGCGGGGCAACUUCUUCAGCUCGACCAUCACCAAGCAAUGCUUCUUCCCCUCGGUGCACGAUGCUGUGCUCCACAUCUCUGGGGAGCAGCACACAGCCCCGGUGAGGACCUGUCCUGGCUCUCCCCACCGCCGCCAUGGAGAAGGGCAGCCCAGCCGACCCCUUCCUUCCUCUCCGUCCCCACAGGCGCACCUCAGCACCAAAAUGUAGCCCUGUGAGCGGAGAUGUCUCCCGGAGGAGCACGGCCACGCUGCUGGGGAGGCUUCGCCGCUCACCUGCACCAGGACCUGGAGCCCCCAUCCCACUGCCAGCCCCUCCGGGUGCUGGGACACAGGGGCC